This is a messenger RNA of Venturia canescens, 3866 nucleotides long. Its product is annotated as glutamine--fructose-6-phosphate aminotransferase [isomerizing] 2-like. Gene Ontology annotation, biological process: carbohydrate derivative biosynthetic process; protein N-linked glycosylation; UDP-N-acetylglucosamine metabolic process. Gene Ontology annotation, molecular function: L-glutamine:D-fructose-6-phosphate transaminase (isomerizing) activity; carbohydrate derivative binding. Bases 386 to 2467 code for a protein of 693 amino acids. The record is from RefSeq and is a predicted model, not a curated record. The transcript has 15 exons. Lineage: Eukaryota; Metazoa; Arthropoda; Insecta; Hymenoptera; Ichneumonidae.
CAGUCGUCAACUUAUGCCGAUAAGAGUCGCGUACCGUUGCAAUACAUUAUGAUAUUAAGGUUGUUUUAUCGCUACAGAUAAAUUAUAUUCAGGUUAAAUACGUGAUCAUAGUGUUGUACAGGCCGGUAAGGAUCGUGACUUAGAACAAUCCUGGAGCAGCCGACGUUCAGCAGCUGUCACAGUAAAAAUUUGUUCGUGUGUGUGUAUUGGUCGUAUUGGUGGACAUACUAGACGUGGUUGUCAUAAAAGCCGUAGCGAGUGAAGUUUCACGGCUCAGACGGCUCCGAGUCGUGUUCGAAGUUAAAUCGUGUGUCUCGCAUAAUUGACUCCAGUUUUUGUACACAUAUUUUUUUCCAAUCGCGUUUAGACAUCACAUAAGGAUACAAUGUGCGGAAUUUUUGCAUACCUGAACCAUUUGACCCCAAAGUCAAGACGCGAGAUUCUCAACCUCCUCGUCGGUGGGCUCAAGCGACUGGAAUACCGUGGAUACGACUCUGCUGGCGUUGCGGUUGAUUGUCCGAAUGGUAAGGACAUUCGGAUAAUAAGGAAGCAAGGAAAGGUUCAGGCCCUGCACGAUGAAAUAUUCAACGGUGACAAUUUCGAAUUCGAUGGAAAAACUGAGAGUCACUGUGGAAUUGCCCACACUCGCUGGGCUACUCAUGGUGUCCCAUCGGAGGUUAAUUCACACCCUCAAAGGUCCGAUCCUGAUAACACUUUUGUCGUCGCUCACAACGGUAUCGUGACGAAUUACAAGGAAGUUAAGACGCUUUUGCAACAACGAGGCUACGUUUUCGAGAGCGAAACCGACACCGAAGUCAUCGCCAAGUUGGUCCAUCACCUGUGGACCCAGCAUCCGACUUAUUCGUUCCGCGAGCUCGUCGAGCAAGUUGUACAACAAUUGGAAGGUGCAUUCGCGCUGUGCUUCAAGAGCAAGCAUUUCCCGCGAGAAUGCGUCGCGACUAGGCGUGGAUCGCCUCUCCUCGUUGGGAUCAAGACCAAAACGCGUUUGGUCACAGAUCACGUGCCAAUUUUGUACGGAAAAGACGAUCUUCCAAAGCACGCGACCAAAGCCGAGAGCGAAGCAUCGACACCAGAUCAUCGUCCCCACGGAAGAACCGCGGACGUUCCAGUCAUACCGAGAACCGACAGUACCGCUGAGUUCCAACCGCUCGUUGAGAAGGAGGUCGAAUAUUUCUUCGCUUCGGAUGCCAGUGCUGUCAUCGAACAUACCGAUCGUGUCAUUUUUCUUGAGGAUGACGACGUAGCAGCUGUGAAAGACGGUAUUUUGAGCAUUCAUCGUCUUCGUCGCUGCAUGGACGAUCCCCAUGGUCGUGAGAUCAUAACUCUCAAGAUGGAAAUUCAGCAAAUUAUGAAAGGAAACUACGAGUAUUUCAUGCAGAAGGAAAUUUUCGAACAGCCGGAAUCUGUUGUCAACACUAUGAGAGGACGUCUCAAUUUCCAGAAUAAUUCUGUCACACUCGGUGGAAUAACCGACUAUAUUCCUGAGAUCAAGAGAUGCAGACGUUUGAUGCUGAUCGGCUGUGGAACGAGUUAUCAUUCGGCGGUCGCGACGAGACAGCUUCUCGAGGAGUUGACUGAACUUCCGGUCAUGGUGGAGCUAGCCUCAGACUUUCUCGACCGAAACACCCCUGUUUUCAGGGACGAUGUUUGCUUCUUUAUCUCGCAAUCCGGAGAGACAGCGGACACUUUGAUGGCGUUGCGUUACUGCAGAAGUCGCGGAGCUCUGAUAGUUGGAAUAACGAACACGGUUGGUAGCAGCAUUUGUCGAGAGUCCCACUGCGGAGUUCACAUAAACGCGGGGCCCGAAAUUGGUGUCGCGAGUACGAAAGCUUACACCUCUCAAUUCAUUUCCCUGGUUAUGUUUGCUCUUGUUAUGAGCGAGGAUAGAAUAUCUUUGGGAACGCGAAGAAUGCAGAUUAUCGAAGCUCUGAAAAAUCUGGACAACCAAAUCCGUGAAGUACUCAAGCUCGAUAACAAGGUCAAGGAGCUUGCAAAAUCUCUUUAUCAGCACAAAUCACUCCUGAUUAUGGGCAGGGGUUACAACUUUGCGACCUGCAUGGAAGGAGCGUUGAAAGUAAAAGAAUUGACGUACAUGCACAGCGAGGGCAUAAUGGCCGGAGAAUUGAAACAUGGACCUCUCGCACUGGUUGACGAUUCUAUGCCGGUUAUAAUGAUCGUUAUGAGAGACCCGGUAUACGUUAAAUGCAUGAACGCCCUGCAACAAGUGACAGCUCGAGAGGGCCGACCCAUUGUGAUAUGCGAAGACGGAGACGAGGAAACGAAAGCUCUGGCCGCUCGUUGCCUCGAAGUACCAAGAACGGUCGAUUGUCUUCAAGGAAUAUUGACUGUUAUCCCGAUGCAAUUGCUUUCAUUCCACAUCGCUGUUUUGCGAGGCUGCAACGUAGAUUGUCCAAGAAAUCUGGCCAAGUCCGUUACGACGGAGUAGAGGACGAAAAACAGGAGGAGGAACAGCUUCACAAAUUCUACGAGCGCGAGGAAAGAAAAAGUGAGAGAAACGAGAGAAAAACCCACUCUGAAGCAUCCGACACGAAAAUGAUUAUUUUUCUUAGCGCUGCUCUAGAGACAUUCGAAGUAAUUACACCUCUAACAGUUACCACAACUGUUGAUCUUGUUGCAAACCAUCUCAAAAUUGGCAAUAACUGGAGUCAAUUUUUUUUUCCACGACUCAAAAAACCUCGGGCUGGUGAAAUUUAUUUAAAAAUCCGACGUGAUAAUCCGAAAACGUCUCAUCAAACGAGCUCCCCAGAGAGAAUACAAUUAAAAAAUGAGAAAAAAUUGCCCUAUUUCUUAUCGAGCUCGAGGCAAGAGAAAAUAAAGAAAUGCAAAUCAAUGUUAUGACGCAUUGUCGAAAAUAUGUCGAUGAAUUACCAAAAUUACUUGAACGUCAAACAACUCUGAAUCGCAAUCGCUUGUGUUGAAACAAAUUUUUAAAUAACUCACAUUCCUCGAUCGACGAAUUACAGUAAGUUCUCAGUGUAAUUAAAUUCUAAUUGUAUUUAAAAAAUGAAGUGAUAGAAAAGAAAAGAAUUGUAGAGAGAAUUCGAGUAUAACUCCGUUCCUGAAAAGAACGGUUGAAAACACAUUUACUAAUUGUAUUGUUUGUGAGAUAACUAAGUCGAGACUGGCACAAAAAGAUGCAUUUACUUGCCUAAAAAAAGCCUAACGAUAAGAAAACAAAUAGACUUGGUUGUGCUUUGUCGAAAUGAUCGAUCAUUCGAUCGGCACUAAAUUGGAUUCGAUUCAGAAUUUCCAUACCGUAAUAACGCGAAUUUAAAAAAAAAAAAAUCGAAACAACGAUCUUGCGAUCCUGCUGUACCUUUAAGAUAUUUUUUCUUCAAUGCUUCGGUGGCGGAUAAAACUUCUGCCAUUUUAUUUUUUCAACUAUUAUUUCUUUCACUUAGUUUAAAAGACUAUUCCGAUAUUUACAAUUUAUAAGAGUGAAAUAUAUUGUACGUUAUUAAUGAGAAAUAUGUAUAUUGACGAUUGCGUUCGAUCGAGAAUUAGAAAAAAAUAAUCAGACGAUGAGCCUUCACUGGCGAAACAUCUAUUUUUUUGAUGACGAUUACACUUUUCCAUAUUUCUGAGAACAAAUCACACUCAGCAAUAUAUUCCCAUUUAUCAAUGAUUCAUUAAAUGUUUAUCUUUAGCGUAUAAUUAAUGGACCAUGAAAUUUGUAUUGUGAAAUAUUCCUACAACCCUGAACGAUGCGAACCUAUUUUUCCAGUAGAGAACGAUGAUUCUAUGCAAAUUAAAAAACCUGUGUAUUUUUAAUCGAGGUUCGAAUUGAUUGUGAAAUAAUAUGAUAAUAAAAACACUUUCGCAGA